AUGACAGCUUCUUGGCGUUUGAAGUUGAACAGUUUUGAUUACGCCAUGCACUCUGCUCCCAUUAUGUAUUAUUUUGGCAAUCGAAUCCAGGGAUGCCGAAGUCAGCGUUUUUUCUUCUCAAACGGUAUCACAACGGCGAAGAAAAUCAGUCAUACUGACCGCUACCGACCGCAGCACGACGAUGAGAAGCGAGAUUACUCUCUCACCAUCCUGAACGCUCAGCCAAAGGACAGUGGAGAAUACAAGUAG
Molecule: messenger RNA, 249 nt
Organism: Ostertagia ostertagi
Lineage: Eukaryota; Metazoa; Nematoda; Chromadorea; Rhabditida; Trichostrongylidae
Source: the annotation of a GenBank genome assembly